Molecule: messenger RNA, 2753 nt
Organism: Papaver somniferum (opium poppy)
Lineage: Eukaryota; Viridiplantae; Streptophyta; Magnoliopsida; Ranunculales; Papaveraceae
Product: splicing factor 1-like
Exons: 9
Coding region: 179-2503 (774 amino acids)
Biological process (GO): regulation of mRNA splicing, via spliceosome
Cellular component (GO): nucleus
Molecular function (GO): mRNA binding
Source: RefSeq, a predicted model, not a curated record
CUGUUCCCCAUCGAAGAAAAGAAACUUAGUAGUGGAACAGUCGUCUCUCUGAAAACCCUCAAACAAGAAGCAAAACCACAAACACAAAUCUGAAGAAGCAAAAUCACAACUCUCAACUUUUCAGUGCUUUCGAGGGUGAAAUCCUUUUCCGUUUUUAAGAAGGCAUUUUGGGGACAAUAUGGCCACGAAAGUUGACCAGGCAUCUUCAGUUGAACCUCAUCGUGCUCAGACAACUGUAAUGGCCACCUCAUCUGUAGCAUCAGCUAGUACUCCAAAAGUUUCCAUGUUCAUAAAGAAGGCUGGAUUUGUUAUACCAAAGAAUAAAUUAGCAGGUUCGCUGGUUCCUGCCAUCCGUCCUAGGAAGACUGAAGCCCGAGAUGCAGCCAAAGUAGAGGAUAAUAAACAAAUCAAAAGGAAAACAAAAUGGGGUGCUGAUCUCUCAGAAGAUGCUGCUGUUCGGAAAGGAAGAGCUUUAGCAUAUCAGACUCGAGUAGACCAAAUAGCACAACAGUUGAAAUCGGGAGUUCUCGAGGAGGAAGAUGAAAAAGGCACAGAACUACUGAAAGAUGCUCCACAUCCUGAAUCUUCUAGGGCUCAAAAAGAUGACCAGAUGGAGAAGCUUGAAAUGUUAGCACUGGAGAAACAAGAGAUUAUUGGGGAGAUACUAAAGUUGAAUCCGAGCUACAAGGUUCCACCGGAUUACAAACCACUAUUGAAGGAGGCCAAGAUUCCUAUUCCUGUCACACGUUACCCUGGAUACAAUUUCGUUGGCGUGAUAUUAGGGCCUGGAAGCCAUACUCAAAAGCGUUUAGAAGAGGAAACUGGAGCUACUAUACAAAUUCAUGGUACUAAAGUGGGUACGGGAGAGAAGGGUGAAACAACCUCAUCAGAUGGAAAUGAUGUUCAAAUUGCUUAUGAGGAGCUAUAUGUCCAUGUAUCAGCUGACUCGUUUGAGAAAAUUGAUGCCGCGGUUUCCUUAAUUGAACUACUCAUUUCCCCAGUACUGCAUGGAAAUUCAGCGACGGCUACCACAGAUACAGCAACAGGCACUGGGAAUAGUGUGAAUGUGUUUGAUCAGAAUCAGAAGGAUGCCGUUAGUUCUGCUGGUUAUGUGGUACCUAUGGCUGGUGUUAACCACGGUUUUAUGCAGCCAAUGGCAGGACCUUCACAGUCUGGUCGCACACAAGUUCAAUUUCAGCCAUACCAUGGUCCAUGGUUCCCACUAGGCCCACCCCAACCUGCAGUGCAUCCCCACUCUGGUUAUGCCCCCUCAUCACACAUGUCCAAUGCUGUCCAAUGUCGUCCAACAUCCAUCAAUACUUCAACUGUGCAUCCAAGUUUUAGCGGUCAUUCUCAGCGUCCUUUUAUUCCUGGUCAACCACAGCCGAUGCAAAGUCUACAGCAGUCUUACAUGCCUGAACUUCGUCAACAAUCUCAGGGUUUUCCGAUGUUGAACAACCCCAUGCAGAGUCAGCAGAACUCACCUGCUUUCCGUGCCAUGGCACCUCAACCUAAUUCUGCCAUGCCACAUCAAAAUACUGGUAAUCGACCAAUUUCAACAGGAACGUUCUCAUAUCCAAGUCUUCAACAUGCAUCAAUGAGACCAUUGACUGGUAGACCUGUAACUCCUUCUGGAAGCUCUGUUGGAUGGUCGGGUGUAUCACCAGCUGCAUCAACAUCUCAAGGGAUAUCUAGUAUGAUGCGUAUAAAUCACCCAAUGGGUCCACCCUCUGAAGGUCGGUCUCCGUAUCCCCCACCUUCAAAUGUACCUUCUUUUACAUCAGCAUCAACUCCCUCGUCAAUUGCUGAACCCACAUUAGGUUCCACUCAAUUACAUGUUCCUCCCGCACUAUCAUUAUCCCAACUGCAGCAGGGAAGUAUUCUGCUACCAGUCACAACUCCAAGACCGCAGCGCCCAAAUUCUGGUGAUUUCACUUUUCGACCUCUGGUGCCUCCUCCUCAAGCAAGUCCAGGAUCUCCAUCCCUAGCUCCUCAAAUGCUGCCAAGACCAACAACGCUACAGACUUCACCGACUCAGCUGCCAUCUUACCGACCAGCCAUGAACAAUUCAUCAUUGCAAGUAAGCAUUCUAAGUAAUCAAAGCCCCAGGGCUGCAUAUCAGGUUGGACAACCUCAAGCUCUGGUUUCUUUUGGUGCCAACACAGCUCAGAUUCCACAGCCUCAACUAAGAUUUCCAGCAUUUCCAAAUCCAAAUCCUAUGCUAACAUCACAAAUCCCGCAUCAGGGACUCCAAAUGCCCAAUUCCCCUGGAAAUUUGCCGCCGCCUCGGACAGUAAAUCAUCUUCAACUUCAGCAGAACAAGUUUGGUGUUACUAUUCCAUCAGGCAACCUCUUUGUUCAAACCCAACAAAUUAGUAAUAAUAUGCAAGGGUUUAGUCCUGGAGUUUGGAAUCAAGGCUACGAUCCCUUCUCCCCCACUGCGGUACCUUCCUCUGCACUGCUGAACCAAAGAGAAGAUUUAGCAAGGAAACCGGGGAGUUGAACCAUAUUCUGAAGAUCUGGUGGAUUUUUGAUGAAUGUGGGAUACAUUGAAGUGGUUAGUUUCGUGAGUUGUGGAAAAUUUGACAGUGCUUUUUUCUUUGAAUACAUCCUGAAAAAGAAAAGAGGACUAGAAAUAGAAAUCAAAGUAGCUUAAUGUACUAGACAAUAUGUUAUAACAGUCAGUUUUGUAUCUGAUUUAUCUAAGUGGUAAGAUGCUCUGAUUCUUCAUAAGGAAAUACAGUCGAACCUCG